This is a messenger RNA of Chinchilla lanigera (long-tailed chinchilla), 2184 nucleotides long. RefSeq names its product syntaxin 17 (gene Stx17). The record is from RefSeq and is a predicted model, not a curated record. NCBI's taxonomy places the organism in Eukaryota, Metazoa, Chordata, Mammalia, Rodentia, Chinchillidae. The transcript is spliced from 8 exons. Gene Ontology annotation, biological process: intracellular protein transport; vesicle fusion; exocytosis. Bases 219 to 1127 code for a protein of 302 amino acids. Gene Ontology annotation, cellular component: endomembrane system; plasma membrane; autophagosome membrane. Gene Ontology annotation, molecular function: SNARE binding; SNAP receptor activity.
GGCUCGCCUGAGGCUGCUGGAAAUGUCGGACCCCGACUGGCGCCCGGCGCAGGGUGCCAGUCCCGCGCGGGGAGAGGUGCCGGCGGGAAGCCGGGCCGUGGCUCAGAAGCGUGAGCCCUGUGGGGGCUCCUUCCAGCGUCCAAGCUGGCGGAGCCCCGGUUUUUUGUAUGAGUGGAGAAGACAGUUGUUAGAAGUGGAAGUGACAAAAUAUUUUUAGGAUGUUUGAAGAUGAAGAAAAAGUGAAAUUACGCCGUCUUGAACCAGCUAUCCAGAAAUUCACUAAGAUAGUAAUCCCAACAGAUCUGGAAAGGUUACGAAAGCACCAGAUAAAUAUUGAGAAGUAUCAACGCUGCAGAAUCUGGGACAAGUUGCAUGAAGAACAUAUCAAUGCAGGACGUACAGUUCAGCAACUCCGCUCCAAUAUUCGAGAAAUGGAAAAGCUUUGUUUGAAAGUCCGAAAGGAUGACUUAAUACUUCUGAAGAGAAUGAUAGAUCCUGUUAAAGAAGAAGCAUCAGCAGCAACAGCAGAAUUUCUCCAGCUGCAUUUGGAAUCUGUUGAAGAACUUAAAAAACAGUAUAAUGAUGAAGAAACUCUAAUACAGCCUUCUUUGACCAGAUCCGUGACUGUUGGUGGAGCAAUUCACACUCCUGACACUGAAGCUGAUUCUCAGAGUUUGACUCAGAUAUACGCCUUGCCUGAAAUUCCUCGAGAUCAAAAUGCUGCAGAGUCUUGGGAAACCUUAGAGGCGGAUUUAAUUGAACUUAGCCAGCUGGUCACUGAUUUCUCUCUCCUAGUGAAUUCGCAGCAGGAGAAGAUUGACAGCAUUGCAGACCAUGUCAACACUGCUGCUGUGAAUGUUGAAGAGGGAACCAAAAACUUGGGGAAGGCUGCAAAAUACAAGCUGGCAGCUCUGCCUGUGGCAGGUGCACUCAUCGGAGGAAUGGUGGGGGGUCCGAUUGGCCUCCUUGCAGGCUUCAAAGUGGCAGGAAUUGCAGCUGCACUUGGUGGUGGGGUGUUAGGCUUCACAGGUGGAAAAUUGAUACAAAGAAGGAAACAGAAAAUGAUGGAGAAGCUCACUUCCAGCUGUCCAGAUCUUCCCAGCCAAACUGACAAAAAAAGCAGUUAAAAACCAGACUCUGGUAUUUCUGGCACCAACAUAUUGAGCCUAAUAAGCACCUUGCUGCUGUUGGACACUCAGUCAGCUUUUGUAACACUACGUAUCAGGACAGUGGCUCUGGAUGCCCAAAUGUGACUGAACCACGAUAACAGAUGUAUUUUCUUUUGCGGGGUGUUGAUGGAGAUUUUAGGGAUCGAGGCGCUUAGGGUGUGUAAUGUCUUGUCAGGUCAAAUUUAAAGACUGCCAAGGAGCAAAAUUCUGCCUGCAAAUGUGAAAACUGAAUUUAAAACUUGGUUAAGGACUUAGGAUACGUCCUGGAAUUGGAGACCUUAGGACUAAGUGUAUUUGUACAUUGCUCAGGCAUGUUAGUGGCGAGAAGGACAGGAGUUCAGAAGCCUUUCUGUCAGAUAGGGAACUCGGCCCAACUAGAGGCACAGGUGAACUUGAAAAUGGUCUCUGUUUGGUGAACCUGACUGCAGGGUGAGCCAGGUUACAUUAUUUUUAGGUGAGAGGAAGUAACAGUAGAAGAAAAUGGAAAGAGGCCUGGUUUCUCUUUCUCUUGCUUUCCCUCCUUUGUAACUUCGCAAAGCUUUCCAGGUUGCGGGGCGAAUUCUACUCGUGUGUAAUGAGCACUUUCUCAUCGUCCACCUUUCAGUACUGUUUCCCAUCUGUUUCCCUUCCUGUGACCUUCAAGUUUAAAAAGACGGAAACUUCCAAUAUUUCCAACACGGUUAGAGUUUGGUCUAAGAAUACGGAGGCCCUGAAAUCACGAGGCCAUAUCCUGGGGUAUUCUCUGGAUAUGAGCGGCUGAUGGACCCCACUACACCAGGGGUUCUGAUCCUGUCUUCUUUUCAACCUGCCUUUGGGGGAGCAAAGAACUAACUUUCUACCUCACUGCUGCGACUGCUGUCCCUUCCGCAGGCUUCUCCAUCUCCUGUACUUUCCACAGUUGCCGCUCUUCCCAAGAAUGCCAUUCAUGCUUAACUUGCUUCGCCUUCUUCGGGGCUGACAGAGCUGGUCCCGAGACUCGGCCUCAAAGAAGGGUUUGCGGUGCUAAUGCCGACAC